Molecule: messenger RNA, 5055 nt
Organism: Astyanax mexicanus (Mexican tetra)
Lineage: Eukaryota; Metazoa; Chordata; Actinopteri; Characiformes; Acestrorhamphidae
Product: gamma-aminobutyric acid receptor subunit alpha-3
Exons: 10
Coding region: 301-1728 (475 amino acids)
Biological process (GO): monoatomic ion transmembrane transport; synaptic transmission, GABAergic; regulation of postsynaptic membrane potential
Cellular component (GO): dendrite membrane; synapse; GABA-A receptor complex
Molecular function (GO): inhibitory extracellular ligand-gated monoatomic ion channel activity; GABA-gated chloride ion channel activity; GABA-A receptor activity
Source: RefSeq, a predicted model, not a curated record
GUAGAAGAGGGCAGAUUCUGCUCCACGCUCUCGGCUCUCCCCUCAGUGUGCGCGCGCUUCCCGCGUCUUUCCAGCGAUAGAAAAAAAAACACACACACACUUCCAGACCCGGCUCUGACUGGACCUAAAACAACAGGACGGAGAGGAGAGACUGGGCAGCUUCUGCUGAGAGGAGAGGAGGAGAGGAACUCGCUGAAGGACGAGAGGAAAAGUGUGAAGGAGAAGAAGAAGAAGAAGAAGGAGCCGCAGAAGCAGCAGCAGCUUUGCGCUCGUGCUGAGGCUUCCUGGGCUUGGAGUGAUAUGGCUGGCACUCCCAGCAAGCUCGCCGCACUCGUCCCCUGCGUGUGGAUUCUUGCGACGCUCCUCGACCCCAGCACUCAAAACGGGGCCGUCGCCGGACACCGAGAGCCUCUUCCGGAUGACAGCAAAGACAACAUCACCAUCUUCACCCGGAUUUUGGACCGUUUGCUGGACGGCUACGACAACAGGCUGCGCCCUGGCCUCGGAGAAAGCGUGACUGAAGUUCGGACCAACAUCUAUGUGACCAGCUUCGGGCCGGUGUCGGACACGGACAUGGAGUACACCAUUGACGUGUUCUUUCGGCAGAGCUGGCGAGACGAGCGGCUGAAGUUUGACGGGCCCAUGCAGGUUCUCCCACUCAACAACCUGCUGGCCAGCAAGAUCUGGACUCCAGAUACCUUCUUCCACAACGGGAAGAAGUCAGUGGCGCACAACAUGACCACGCCUAAUAAACUGCUGCGGCUGGUGGAUAAUGGGACCCUGCUGUACACUAUGAGAUUAACCAUUCACGCUGAGUGCCCCAUGCAUCUAGAAGAUUUUCCCAUGGACGCCCAUGCCUGCCCACUCAAGUUCGGAAGCUACGCCUACACCAAUAACGAGGUGGUCUACAUCUGGACGGCGGACGACGAGAAGUCCGUGUCCGUGGCUCCAGACGGCUCUCGCCUCAACCAGUACGACCUGCUGGGACACGUGAUCGGCAAAGAGACCAUCAGCUCCAGCACAGGAGAAUAUGUGGUGAUGACAACGUAUUUCCAUCUGAAAAGGAAGAUCGGCUAUUUUGUUAUCCAGACGUAUUUGCCCUGCAUCAUGACGGUCAUCCUCUCCCAGGUGUCCUUCUGGCUCAACCGCGAGUCAGUGCCAGCGCGCACCGUCUUUGGUGUCACCACUGUUCUGACGAUGACGACACUAAGCAUCAGUGCCAGAAAUUCUCUACCCAAGGUGGCCUACGCUACAGCUAUGGACUGGUUCAUGGCAGUGUGCUACGCCUUCGUCUUCUCAGCUCUCAUCGAGUUCGCCACCGUCAACUACUUCACCAAGCGUAGCUGGGCCUGGGACGGGCAGAAGGACGGCCAGGACAUGCGGACGCGCGAGUCGACCCCGUUCUCCAAGAAGGCCAACAACACUUUCAACAUCGUGGGCACCACCUACCCGAUGAGCGUGGGAAAGGACCCCGGGCUGACCACCAUCGCUAAGAGCGCCACCACCCCAGCUCCACCUCCACCCCAGCCAGUGCGAGAAGUUCGCCUGUCUAGGAUGGACGGGGAGUACAUCAUGGAGGGCGCGAAGAAGUCGUACAAUCGCGUCAGCAAAGUGGACAAGAUCUCACGCAUCAUCUUCCCUGUGCUCUUCUUCAUCUUCAACCUUGCCUACUGGGCCACCUACGUCAACAGAAAGCCAUCCAUGACGAGGUCCAAUGGCCAGAAAUGAACACGAGACAAAUGAAAGCAACCACAGAAACGACAAAAAAUAAAAAAUAAGAAGAACUGCCAGUCAAGUCUGGAGUAGCCAUACAAUGCUAUCAUUAUUGCUUUGCUUUUAUUUAUUAAUUUAUUACUGUAUUAAUUUUAUUGUAUUUAUUCGCCUUGAGACCAUUUGUUGUUGUUGUUGUUGUUGUUAUUUUAUUAUACAUUACUUUUAUAUUUUCAUGUGGAUAUCAACAGUCAGUUGAUAGUCAACUUUGUUUGUGUCUGUGUUUGUUAAUGCACAGUCCAGUCAGAAUAUUAUGACCACCUCCUUGUUUCUACACUCAUUGUCCACUUUGUACAGUUUGUAGUUCUAUAAUUACAGACUUGUAGUCCUGUAUCUCUUUCUCGGCAUACUUUAUUAUUAUCCUCCUUGCUUUAGAGGACCAACACAGAGCAGGUAUUAAUUGGGUUGGGGUCAUUCUUAUUGUCAUUGCUAUGGUCAUUCUUAUUGACAUGGUGGUUAGUCAUGUGUUAGGCUGAAUCCCACUUCCCUACCCCUUACCCAUACCCCUCUGUUUUGCGUGUGUACACCAAGAGGUAAAGGGUGUCCCGAAUCUUGUUAGGCUGGAAGUGUAGGUGUUUGAAGGGCUGUCCCAAUUCUUAGGGGGAGGGUUCCAAGGGGAAGGGAUACACUUGAAAAGAAGGGGUAUCAGGUGUUUGAAGGGUUGUCCCAAUUCUUAGGGGGACGGUUCCAAGGGAAAGGGUCACACUCGAAAAGAAGGGGCAUCAGAUGUUUGAAGGGUUGUCCCAAUUCUUAGGGGGAUGGUUCAGAUAGGAAAGGUUACACUCGAAAAUAAGGGGCAUAAGGCGUUUAAAGGAUUGUCCUAAUUCUUAGGAGUAAGGGUUCUAAGGGGAAGGGUUACACUUGAAAAGUAGGGGUAUCAGGUCUUUGAAAGGUUGUCCCAAUUCUUAGGGAGAUGGUUCCAAGAGGAAGGGUUAUACUCGAAAAAAGGGGCAUCAGGUGUUUGAAUGGUUGUCCCAAUUCUUAAGGGGAGGGUUCUGAGGGGAAGGGUUGCACUCGAAAAGAAGGGGUAUCAGAUGUUUGAAGGGUUGUCCCAAUUCUUAGGGGGAGGGUUCCAAGGGGAAGGGUUACACUCGAAAAGAAGGGGUAUCAGGUGUUUGAAGGGUGAAAUGGGAUUGGGCCUUAUUGUGUGUUGCACUUGUACAAUACGUGGAUCAGGCACAGCAGUGCUGCUGCAGUUUUUGAACACCAUAGGGUCACUGCUGCUGAACUGAUAAUAGUCUACCAAUCAGAAAUAACCUGUAAGCAACAUCCUGAGUGCAGUGUCCUUUCACUAGUGAUUACGGUCUUGUCAAUUAGUGUCACUGGAAGUCAGUGCUGACAAUGACCCACCACCAAAAUUAAAUCUGCUCUGUUGGGAUCUAUGGGGAUAUAUGGCUAUUAAAGAAUAGGAGAAUAGUGAAAGGAGGUUAAUAAGGUAUGCAGAGAAACAUCAGUGGAGCUGAUAAAAUGUGCAAUGAGUGCAGAAACCAGGAGGCGGUCAUGAUAUUUUGUUGUUUAUCAGAGAGUUGUCGUUGUACGGUAUGGUCUGACAAGCCGUGUGAGAUUCUUCAUCGCCGAGAUGAAAUCACUGAUGGCGCCACUCCAUUCAGGACGAUCACAAAGCCAUCUAGCGCGCUGUUAACUCACGCUCUGUACGUCACCAGACACAAAGCUCUGAGCCGUCGCCGCUCGCUCGUCGGUUGCCAUGGCAUAGUGAAUGCCUGUAGCCUUCAACAGCCAGCAGCGAUGUCCGUGGGUGCAUCAUUAAUAAUCGUCAGUGUCUGCUCUCGGAGGCUCGGCUGACCUAGAGCAAUAUCAUCUAGAAUUGCUUUCUCGUCCCCAUGGGUUCUGCGUUCUCUGUGUUUUCCAGUCCGGUGACUCUUAUUGUUUUAACAGCCCAAGUAGGCUCAAAGGUAAAGAAACGGUGUGCCUUCUCAAUGCCUCUCCUGUUGAGAUGAAUCAUUCGCCACACACUGAACUCGUCUUCAAGCUCACACUUUCCUAGCCUUGAUUUAAUGCAGCUGACUCCGACGGAGGCACUGGGCCAGCCUACUUCACAUGGCCGGUUUAGUCACCACCUGAGGCGUAUGUUUAUCGUCUUUAAAAAAAAAAAAGAAAAGAGAGAGAGAAACAUGAGCAGCAUCAAGCUGCUGAUAGCAGUAUGCCAUGAUGUUGAUCGUGGUGGGGAUUUUUUUGGAGGGAUUUAACCCUUUGAACCCUAAAAAGUUUUAAACUCUAUGUGCGGGCUUCAUACUCGGCCUUCAAAAUAAGUUAUUAUAAACAAUUUAUAGCACAAAAAGUAGGUAGUUUUUGUAAAUCUUAUACCAUUGGGAAGCCUGUUAAUUUCUCUUUUAAAUGGUUAAAAUGCUUGCAACAAGGAACGUUCAUUGUAGGAUGUAGAGCAGUAAAGCUAAAAAAAAGUUGCCAAAUCAUCUCUGCCAUUGCCAAACAGCUAAUUCUGCCACUGACUCGUUUGAUGAUCUUCUUUGGUGUCAUCUUCUUGGGACACCCACUUCACAACCUCUCUCUGACUUUGUCCCCUCCAUGGAACGUGGCCUUCAAUUUGUAGAUACUGGUAGGACUCAACAAAUAAUGAUGCAACUUGCAGAAAUUUUGCAGAUUACCAGCUUGAAAUUUCCCUAUCGCACAGGCUUCACCCAGGUCAGAAGCUUAUAAGAAGUGUCAAUAGCAACAGCAAAAUUAGCUGUUUGGCAAUGGCAGAGAAGAUUUGGCCAUGUUUUCAUUGGCACAACCCACAUACUCAGCUCUACAGCUCUACAAAUAUGGUGCCAUUAGAAAGGGAAAUGAACAGGUUUUCCAACAGUAUAAGACUUAUUGCCAAGAAAUAUUGAUACAACAAAGAAAUGCCAAUCUACCAAACACAAAUGUCCUUACUUUUUGUGCUGUGUUUAGUUUUUGAAUGGUUUACAAUAGGGGUGCCAAACAUGUCCACAUUGCGCUGAUGUGGCUGCAAAGUUUCAAUCCAGCCAAGCAGAUAGAUGCUCAGUUGGUAUGAGAUCAGUUGUUUCCAGACUGGAAACAACCCACUGAUUAAACAGGUGAAAUCAGGUGGAAUCAGUGUGCUGCUGGUUGUUUAAUAAUAAUAAUUAAAAAAACAACUUGCAGCCAAACUGUCUCUUUGUAGACAUGUUUGAAACCCCUGGUUUAUAGUAUAUGGUCACUACAGUACAAUCUAAAAAAUGCUAAAAGAUGCUACAAAGGGUUCUUUUAAAGAUGCCAUAGAACAACAGAAAUUUCAUGAAGGAGCUCAGAUUUUAGUCAAUU